Triplophysa rosa is the source of this 3380-nucleotide messenger RNA. RefSeq names its product leucine rich repeat containing 58b (gene lrrc58b). The transcript has 4 exons. Bases 152 to 1213 code for a protein of 353 amino acids. Gene Ontology annotation, molecular function: protein binding. NCBI's taxonomy places the organism in Eukaryota, Metazoa, Chordata, Actinopteri, Cypriniformes, Nemacheilidae. The record is from RefSeq and is a predicted model, not a curated record.
AUGAUAAAUCAAGACUGUAGGUACUCUGCCAACAGGCCGGGAAUUGUGGUUACAACACAUGUAAGUUAAAUGCACGGUCUGGAUAUAAACUGGGUCGCAGUGUUACUAUCUACGACCAGAAGAGAUACUUUAUUCUGUUUCUGAAAACAAGAUGGAGAUUUUUGAAGAAGCCAACAGCAGUGAGAGCGUUUUAGAUUUGUCCCGUUUGAGUCUGAACGAUCUGAGUUUUGACACGAUUAACGUUAGCGAGAAACGACGCAAAGACACUAAACAACUGUAUCUGUGUUACAACCGGAUCACGGUCCUGCAGAACUCUAUAUGUUCAUUCUCCAACCUUGAGUUUCUGGACAUCAGCAACAACGCGCUGACUGUCGUCUGCGAGGAUAUCAUCCGAUUGACCAAUCUCAAAACCCUCAUAGCCAAGAAUAAUCGUUUAAAUGAGUUUUCUCUGCCUAAACACUUCGGCUCUCUGCAGCUGGAGGUGUUGAACUUUAGUGGAAACAGGUUUGAUGAUAUGCCGAGCCAGUGUCUGCAGCUUCUGCGACUUCAGUCUCUAUCACUGGGGGGAAACCGACUAAAGAGUAUCCCGGCGGAGAUUGAUAAUCUGACCAGUUUAGAGAUGUUGUAUUUGGGCGGUAACCAGAUAUCCUCCAUCCCUGCUGAGCUAGCCAACCUGCCCUGCCUCACUUACCUGGUUCUGUGUGAUAACCGCAUCCAGAGCGUUCCUCCCCAACUCCACAGGCUCCAUUCUCUACGCUCUCUUAGUCUGCACAAUAACCUGCUGACAUAUCUUCCAAGAGAGAUCCUCAGCCUGAUACAGCUGCAAGAGCUCAGUCUCCGUGGCAAUCCCUUGGUCGUGCGUUUCAUCAAGGAUAUGACCUACGACCCCCCAUCGCUAUUGGAACUGGCUGGCCGCACCGUCAAAAGCAAGAACCUUUUAUACUCGCAUCAAGACCUCCCAAACCAUUUGGUCAACUAUCUUGACAUGUCCUGCAAGUGCCCCAACCCCAAGUGUGCAGGGGUUUACUUCGACUCAUGCGUUCGUCAUAUCAAGUUUGUGGAUUUCUGCGGCAAGUAUCGCCUGCCCCUGAUGCACUAUCUGUGCUCUCCAGAAUGCUCCUCACCCUGCAGCUCCAACCCUCAGAGUGACGCUGACUCAGACGACGACAACAGUGUGCCUGCUGAUCGCCUUCAAAGAGUUCUGCUGGGAUAACCUCGCUCACCCCUCACUGAUCUCUUUCCCUCUCUCAGAGCUUUAUCAGCAAGGACAUUGAACUGCCAGCUGGCUCUACAACCUCUCAGCUGAAGCCAAAUCUUAUUGCCAAGUGAGUGAGCGAGUGGAAUAUAGCAGCCUUCUGGGAAAGACAUCUGCAGAUAGUUUCUCAGUAUUUUAGGGCCUUGCUAUGCAAAGGCAAAGUGAAAACACUGGUAGUUCAGUAUAGGUUUUUAUCAAGUAGUUAUAUUAACUAUAUUAAAGGUUCGUUGGUCAUCUGUUUAUCUCUUGCACAUUUGCAAUACAUAGAAGAAUCAGCUUAGUUGUAUUUUUUACAAAAGAGUUUUGGUUUUUAUGGUACUUAGUUUGAAGACAUAACUAAUUUUCUUCAUGUAGCGCACAAAUAUUUACUGUGAAUCGAGGGGGAAAAUAAAUAUGGAAAGGACUAUUGCUUUUUGGGUCUGUAAGAAGUAAUGAGUGAAAUUGUUAUAUAAGUGCCACAGACAAAAAUAGUGAGCCUUACCAAAACCUUGUCUGCCACUGGUCGGACAAACAAAUAGCCCCAAAAUUACUCUCCAGCCCAAAUGUUUUAUGUGGUACUACUCAAAACAAGCCGCUUAAUGUUUGUUAGCGACACAGACACGAUUUGCACUUUUAGGCGGGACCAAUCUGCAAGAUGGCAUAAGAAUAUUUAGACAUUUCACUUUAGAUAAAAUGGUUGCCUUCUGUAUGUCUGUAUUUUGUCUCUGUCUGUGUACAGGUCUGAGACCUUACAGUCAAACAGUGCUACACAUCUUCAUAUAAAUGUAAUCUUUAUGUCAAAUAUGCUAACACUCAGGUUAUUGUCUGCUUGUGCAGUCAAAAACUAGGACAACAAAAUUCAGAGAUAAAGAGUGACAAAGGUCACCAGUCACAGACUUGUGUCUAAACUGUAGAAGUUUGUUUUGAAAGCUAAUUCUUUGUUUAGAUUUUAUUGCAUCAACUAAAAAUGUGUGAUAUUGUUACAGGGCAAAACAGCAAAACAAAGUUUAAAGUGUUCAUAGUGUUUUUAGUUUUACUGCCGUCUGAGAAUGGAAAUUUACAAAACAUGUAAGUGAUGUUUAAACCUUUUGUUCUUCAGACCCUUUCUGUAUUAUUCACUUACUACAUUGAUAUUUACUAUGCAUAUAAACAGUUGUUUUUAAAAUAAUAUUCAAGGCUUUUUAAAUAAUCUUGAUCAUAACAGCUAUAUAUCAGUGACAAGAUAGAAUGUAUUUUUAUUUAAAUUGUAGUAUUCAUUCUAAUGAUUUAUGUACAUGUAGAGUACAAUAUUAAAAAAAUAUUUCUGUGUGGGUCACAACGCAUUGCCUUUUUACAGUAUUUUUAGAAUACUGUUAUGUUCCAAAUGACCCACUGGAGUCAUUUGGAUUACUGUAAUAAUGAUGUAUGAAGUUUUUGUGUUCAACAUCUUGAGUAUUUUCAGAACAUGUUAAAACAGGCAUUUUACCUUGUUUUUUAUGUGACAGACACCUUAAUCCUAAAAAAUUUACAGCUCAUUACAUUUUGUCAAUCCAUGCAUUAGCAAUCAAAUCCUUGACCCUUGUGUUGCAAAUACAGGAACACUUCAGUGCACUUGCAGUGUCAUUGGAAUUUAAAUUUGCUUUAGUUGGCAACAUUGAUUCCCCUUAGAAAUCCUGUAGGUAGACAGUUGAGAUGGUACGGGAAGAGUCUUAAUUUGGCUGCUAGCAUAGAGGAUUGUGUUUCCUGCAUUUACAUAUGAAAGCCAUUUCAUCAUUGGUACUGAAUACAGAAACACUUUCUUUUCACAAUCCAAAUUAAAAGUUUUACGCUAUACAAAGCAUCUUUCUUUUGAGGUAAAAAGGCCUAGAAACGCAAAUCCUUUACGGAGUGUCCAUUUACACUGAGUAUACAAAUAGCCUGCCUUUCUAGCAGAGACUAUUUGCAUUAGCUCCACCCACCAAUAUGUGAUUGGGAUAGAGAAAGUUUAAGAACGAUUCCAUUUCAAACAGUGACUCCAGUGGCAGAAGGUGUAAAGUCUGUAUAGCUUGGCAUGAGAGACCUGGUUCUAAUCUAUGAAGGUAUUUCAGUAGCAAAACUUAAAAGCAUGUAGAUUUUAAUUUGUGAACUUGUAAAGUAAGUAUUUUGUACCUGUAAACUAAAAUGUACA